CGCGCUAGGCGCUGGUCCCGACCGAAGUGUUGCCCUGUGCUCAACUGCUCGGAUGGAUGAUCGCUGGUUCUAGCGGGUUAAGUUUGCUCUCUUUUUCCUUUGGGUGAUGCUCAUCAAUCAGCGCGCGCGCGCGCCCGCGCACGGAUCGAUAAGCGGACGCCUCUGGUUUGGCUCGCCAACCGUCUUCUCACUCCCUCCCUCCCACUCCCAUCCUGCGCAAACCUUAGAAAGCAAGCCUCCCUCCCCCCCCCUCCACCUUCUUCUCACCUUCUCGGCUCCCCCGCACUUUCCAGGGGCAAGGAUGUUCUUGUGUGAUGAACGUGUGGGAGGAAAGACAAGAGCUGCUGGCUUACUAGUCAGGCACCACGGUCGCGCAAAUCAGCCAUCGAUCCAGUCACACAGGGCCAUCCUGCAGUGGGAAUGUGGAAGAGUGGCGAUUGACAAGUAGAUUAGGGGCGCAGAGAUUUUGCAUCGUCGCCUUCACGUCUCAGGUAAUUUGUCGGCUUCUGGAUUGCAGCUAGAAGUGAGGGGGUGGCACUCUACAGACCUUACUGUAUAGCAAAUUGAAGGAAUUGUGGCACACGCCGGCGUGUUAGUCUCGAGGAAAGAGGAGCCAAGUGGGCAAUUAGUAUCUGGACUGUUGAGCGGAUUGUG
This is a messenger RNA of Aspergillus fijiensis CBS 313.89, 654 nucleotides long. RefSeq lists its product as uncharacterized. The record is from RefSeq and is a predicted model, not a curated record. The coding region runs from base 107 to 448 and encodes 113 amino acids. NCBI's taxonomy places the organism in Eukaryota, Fungi, Ascomycota, Eurotiomycetes, Eurotiales, Aspergillaceae. The transcript has a single exon.